AAACCCAUAUUCAGCAGGAGAAAAGAAACCAGUCUAUUUAAAGAGGCAGAAAAUAGAGAACAGAAGCUUUUAAUAUAGGAUUCCGAAGAAAGGAGAGCUUUAGAACCUUGGAAGAGGUAGAGAUGCAGACUCCAAUGCAGACAUGGGAGCAGCAACAGCAGCACAUUCUGCGUAACAAGAACUCCAGCCGCAGCUUCAGAGACAGCCCGAGGAAGGAAGAGAAAGAAGAGGAUGAGACAUCAAGGUCGGCCGUCUCUGCAUUCCGAGCAAAAGAAGAACAGAUUGAGAGGAAGAAAGUGGAGGUUAGAGACAAGGUGUUUGCUCAACUGGGCAGGGUGGAAGAAGAAACUAAGCGCUUAGCAGAGAUCCGGGAAGAACUUGAAGAAAUGGGAGAUCCGACAAGGAAGGAAGUUGCAGCUAUACGCAAAAAAAUUGAUGCAGUCAACCGUGAACUAAAGCCUCUUGGACAAAGCUGUCUGAGAAAGGAAAAGGAGUACAAAGAAGCUCUUGAGGCAUUCAAUGAGAAGAACAAGGAGAAGGCUCAACUAAUCAAUAAGCUAAUGGAGCUGGUCAGCGAGAGCGAACGACUAAGGAUGAAAAAGCUGGAGGAGUUGAGCAAAACAAUUGACUCUCUUCGCUAAGCCAAUCUGCUGGUGUUACCAAGGAGUUAGACCUGUGUGAUUCUUAUUUCAGUUUACUGUAGAUUCCUGUGUAGUUUCUGAUUGGGACAUGAAAUGAUUGUUUUGUUUUGUUA
Phoenix dactylifera (date palm) is the source of this 754-nucleotide messenger RNA. RefSeq lists its product as uncharacterized. NCBI's taxonomy places the organism in Eukaryota, Viridiplantae, Streptophyta, Magnoliopsida, Arecales, Arecaceae. The record is from RefSeq and is a predicted model, not a curated record.